Messenger RNA from Trematomus bernacchii (emerald rockcod), 1189 nucleotides. It is a transcript of the gene tmem97, whose product is annotated as transmembrane protein 97. Lineage: Eukaryota; Metazoa; Chordata; Actinopteri; Perciformes; Nototheniidae. The coding region runs from base 375 to 908 and encodes 177 amino acids. Gene Ontology annotation, cellular component: endoplasmic reticulum. The transcript is spliced from 3 exons. The record is from RefSeq and is a predicted model, not a curated record.
UUCCUCAAACUUUAAUGAAUCAAUAACAUAUAAGUUGCACAUUAUUACUGUUGUUUUAUUAGGCAUUGUAGUAUUCUAUUAUAUCAACAUAUGUCCAUACCAACAAUUAAAUUAACAGAUAAUACUGAACAGAAAAAAUAAUAACUAGCUAAAUAUACGUUAAAAAAAACGUUCUCUUAUGUUUCCAUAGCAUUCUAUGAGCAUUUCCGACACUAUAAGGAGCACCUGAAGCGGCCGUGUGCGUUAAGGCCCGCCCCCUUCUCCUGCGGAAGCCAAUGGGAUUCCUCCUGGGAACACGCGUUUCUAUGACACUCUGCUGCUGCGAACUUGAUCCCAGUUUCUUAUCUGUCAUUUGCGCUGAAUAAGAUUUCGAAAUGUCUAUCCGCGUGUUUGAAAUCCUCUUCUUCUUUUAUUUCGCCUCUCAUAUUCCUAUAACAUUGUUUAUUGACUUACAAGCCCUGCUACCGGGACAUGUGUACCCUCAGCCGCUGAAGGAUCUUAUCAGGUGGUAUGCAGAGGAGUUCAAAGACCCCAUGGUGCUGGACCCUCCACAGUGGUUCAAAUCUUUUAUUUUCUGCGAGGCUUUGUUUCAAACGCCUUUCUUUCCCGUUGCAGCUUAUGCUUUCCUUAAAGGUGGCUGUAAGUGGAUCAGGACUCCUGCCAUCGUGUACGCCACACAUGUAGCCACCACUCUGGUCCCCAUCCUCACUCACAUCCUCUUCUAUCAGUUCCCGAUGAAGCCCCACCCCGGUCCCCAGACCCCACAGGAGCGCUGGCUGCUGUUCUCCAUAUACGUUCCCUACCUGCUGGUUCCUGUGCUGCUGCUCCUCACCAUGCUGCUGUCGUCCACGUACAACUCCACCCCCAAGCCUGCACACACACCGGCCAAAUCCAAGAAGAGGAACUAAGAAAGAAUCACACUACAGCUGUCUAAUUCACUCUGAUUUUAGGAAGUAUUUAUCCGAAUGAGCACAACAACAAUAGUUUGUUGAACAGGUUUGAUGUCUUUAUCAGUACCAAACAUUUAACAGACCAUAGCCACUAUUAAUUCAUUUUAUUAGUUGCACCUGCGCUUUUCCUGCGAUCACAAGUUAAACUCUGCCAUGACAAAUGUGUAAAGUCCUGCGCUUUUCUGUGUUUUGGUGUUCUUUUAAAUAAAUGUCAUUUAAAGACUUGAGUGAAAAAACAA